Molecule: messenger RNA, 4012 nt
Organism: Ciona intestinalis (vase tunicate)
Lineage: Eukaryota; Metazoa; Chordata; Ascidiacea; Phlebobranchia; Cionidae
Gene: gcnf
Product: nuclear receptor
Biological process (GO): regulation of DNA-templated transcription
Molecular function (GO): zinc ion binding; sequence-specific DNA binding; DNA-binding transcription factor activity
Source: RefSeq, a predicted model, not a curated record
AGUUACAGAAAACAAAAGUAAUAGGCUCAACGCUGGCUUAAAUGUAAACCUAAAUAUUCAUACAUUCCUCAACAUCUACCUCUGCAUUAAAUGAAGUUACCUCAACAAAGCAUUCAGAACAUUUGAAAUUUUCAUUGCACAUGAGAUGGACAUUGCCAUAUUCAACUCCGGCUACAAUUAUCCUGACAUGAAUGGAGUCGACUUGUCAAGAUAUACAGGAUGGCCAUCCCAGCAACCUCAUCCAAGCAACAUGGGAAGAGGGGGGAUGAACAAUAUGGACCACAAUUCACCACAGGUCAACAGUGAACUUAACAAUAAUGCUUAUACUGAUGAUGGAAAAGAGGUGAAGAGUUGUCUCAUCUGCGGAGAUCGAGCCACUGGACUUCACUACGGCAUCAUAUCAUGCGAGGGAUGUAAAGGUUUCUUCAAACGCAGCAUCUGCAACAAACGAGUGUACCGAUGCACAAGAAGCAAGAACUGUGUCAUGUCAAGAAAACAACGGAACCGUUGUCAGUUCUGCCGUCUACUCAAAUGCCUUCAAAUGGGCAUGAACCGAAAAGCGAUCCGGGAAGAUGGCAUGCCCGGUGGAAGGAAUAAAAGCAUUGGACCAGUUCAGAUAUCAGAUGAGGAAAUCGAACGUAUUCUGUCCGGAAAAGACUUUGAAGAGGAAGCUGCUCGAGAGGAGCAACAGCAGCAACAACAACAGAUGAACCUCGAGCAAGCGAACAACCCAUAUGCUUCAAUGGGCCACUCAAGUUACAUGCCGCUCUUCUCGCCGGGAUCUGGGCCUCAAUACCCGACCAACAUGAUCUCAUCAAGUACGGGUUCACCGCCACUAAACAACGGUAUGCGGAAUUCAUCAACUUCAUCCUCAAUUCCAAUGAACGCUCGAUCUUUAAUGGCUGGUGCAAACUCACAGCUCGGAUUUGUACCUUCGAUGCCAGGCGUGCAUGUGAGAGAAAACAGCUUCUACCCAGGAUUGCCACCAUACCAACUACCCCACGUGAACCGAUACUCGAUGCAACAGGGUCAGCAGAUACAUGACCGAUCUCCUGAAUCAGCAUCCGAACUUACAAGCACGACAUUAGUUGAACAGCUGGUGUUGGCUGAAGACGCAUCGUUUCUUGUCUCUAUUGGACCGGAUCAUGGUUUCAAUGACGUCACGAUUAGCAAGGAUCAACUCUUCAGUAUUCUAUGCAAGGUAGCGGAUGAAAUGCUAUAUCGUCAGAUUGUUUGGAUCAAGAAGUUGCCCUUUUUUGAAACCAUUUCCAUUAAAGAUCACACAACUCUGUUGAGUACGACAUGGGCCGAGAUUAUAUUACUUGCUGCACUGUGCGUGCAUGAAGACCAGUUGUUUGGCGAUCUAGCUGAUAUUACGUCCAAGUAUUUGCCCGACAACGAUGAGCUGUCCAGAUUCACUGAUUACGAGAUGGAAAUAUUGGAAAGAGUAACCUACCUCUACCAAAAGUUCUCGCAUCUGAAAAUAGACAGAGAGGAAUAUGUUAUCAUGAAAGUCAUCAAUUUCUUAAACCAAGACAUCAAAGGUUUACAAGAAGUAGAACGAGUGGAAGAAAUUAACAAGAGAUAUUGGUAUGCUUGUCAACGGUACACUGAACUCCGUGCUAUGGAGAGGAACGCGGGAAGAUCAGAUGCCUCAUCCAACGCUGCAGCAUCCGGAGCAUCGAGAUUCCGGGAUCUCAUGUUAUGUCUUCCAGAGAUCAGAUACGUGGCAGGGAAGAUGCUCAACACUGACGUCACUAAACUUCCUCUUUUAUUUAAGGCUAUUCUUCACACAUGCAAACUGCAAAAGUUACAAUCGAGCCAGUUAAUUGGACGUCAUCAAAAUGAUGCGGGCGGAACAUCCACGCCUCCCUCUCCAACCUCAUCACCAACUCAACCACCACGCACUGUUCGUGACGACGACAAAAUGGCUGCCGCCGCCUCAAUGCUUGAUCUCACAUCUGACCCUUCGCGUCUCAACCACGAACAGUCUGUUCGUCUCCACGGCAGUGGAUCAGUCGGCCCACCAUCAUCAGCCUCGACUGUCUCACCCGGCGCCCACCAAACAUCGAGUUCUCCACGUUCAAGUCACGGCCGCAGCAGUCGCGACAGUGCCGCUGAUUCCUCAUAAACCCAAGCAUGCCUCAUGCUAUGCAAGCAGCAACUCACCGACACAACAUAUCGCACCCAAAGCACAGCAUGUCAAUCUUUCAAUGCCUUACUGUGACCUCAAGCAAGAAAUCCGGUCUUCCUGGCAUCAAGCUGCUUUGCAGACUACCUUGAACCUCGUGCCUCGCUUUUUACAGAAAACAAAAACCCCUUUUUCUGCUUCAGUUUUGUACUAAAGUCGACCAAAGAAUUUUUAAAUAUGAAUUACUUCAUCUCGCCUCUUGACGUAUAUAUGACGUCAUAAAUCGCCUUGGUACUGUGCCUAUUUCCUUCUGCAUCUACGGCGUCUGCGUAAAUACUCCUACCAAAAAGUCAACUACUUCAGGGAUUUUUCAUUUGACCAUUCCUUUUCCCUCACACGUACUAAUGAUGCGCCAGUGUAAUUUGCUCGCACCAAACGAUCCCUUGUUUAUUCGCCGUUUUCUUCAGGAAGCUUAUAAUUUUGACUGUGCCCCUUUCUUUCUUCACGACGCCACCAGGUUACUGCGUCCCAGUGUUGACCGAAUAGCAAUAACCGCCCAUGAAUAUCAAUAAUAUUUCCCCGAAGUUUUCCUUCCGCAAAUGACUGAAUUCACCAACCGCUGCACCUCUCGUAUUAUGAGGUGCCAUUUUCAGUGAGCGACGUUUUUUUGUUAAAUUUUCGUUGAAAAUGCACUGCUCACCAUGCCUAUUUUUGCCUGUAUAUAUCGCAUGUACAUAUACCGGUUUCAAUGACGCGUACAAUCACGUACCGACGUUCUCUUUUUUGUGAAGUUUCUAAUUUUCUAUCCUUACACACCCGAUGAAUUUAUCGGCGAGUGAAUUCCCACGCUUUGUAAUGCAGUGUCCGAAACACCCCACUAUUGCACUAAUAAGAGAAAUUUUACGCCAGAUAUAUUAAACAAUCACCUUUAAACCCCCAAUAAAACCAAGUGUGUAAAUUUUUGUUUUUUUUUCAAUAUUUUCUUCAGCCGUAAAACCUCAGUUCUUAAAUACGCCGCUGUGAACGCCUUUACUCUUUUGACUUUACGUCACAAUCUAACUUUGUUGCGACAACAAUUUCACCAAAGCCAAGUUGUAAUGCGUCCGGCACCUCUGUUAUAUACCCUCGUAUCACCCGACCGUCAAUUGUACGAGCAAACACUUCGUUUUCGUCCUUUACCCGCGUACUUUCCUGAAGUAACCGUUUGUGUAUUUUCAGCAAGCCAUUGUAUGUUGUCAUACCUCGUUAUUGCAUCAUAAAGCGCAUUGUGUUCUCAUUUACAGCUAACGCACGACACCCAUGAGCACCAUCAACUUCCGUGCACUAUUAGCUCAGGUUUAUGUUUGGAAAGUAUCGCGCUGUUCUUCGUCUUUUCUCCGUUUUUUUGCGCAUAACCAAUCAACAUUGUCCAAGUUAAUUUAUCCAAUAUACCCCAAUAUACCUCAGUAAGCAAAUCGCCACCAUAUCUCCAUUUUGCAACCGAAUCGAACACAACUAAACCAAAUUCUCUAAAAUCACGUUUUAAUUGUCGCGAUUUUGUUGCAAAAUGGAGACCAAAAAUUUCGGCAAACUUCUACGUUUCUUUUUGUUUGUGUUUAUUCAGUAAAGUGUUGCCGCGUUAUACCUCAAUCUUGGGCGAGCGUAGUCUUCUUAUAGAGCCCGCUAUUAUGUCGUAACAAUACCGCAUUGUGGUUUUAAUCGGAAAUACAGUUGUGGUGUGACGUGUGUGUUCUAUACCUGUGUGUGUGUGCUCAAAUUCGCAAAGUGUGUACAAUAUUUAUAGGGUAGCGUUGAACCACGCACACGUAUGAUAUUAAUUAUACCUCUCGUCCGUUUAUUCCGUUAUGUUGAGUGAGAAUAAAAGAGCGCACACACAAUAAA